GUGGAAGGAGAAAAUGAACGAAGUGGGAGAAAGUCGAGAACAACUUUCUGUAAGGAUGUACAAAGAAGUAGAUUCUCGAUCCCCACUUCUCUACGUCCUUCUAAACGUAAGAGAGCAGAUUGGCUUUACAGUAGAAGUUCAGAUUGAAAAGAGAACUGUGUACAAAAGUUUUGUGAUAUAUGAUGCGUAAUGACGAAUCAUUUGUUCCCAACGUAUUUUUAAUACAUAAGGAAAAAUUGUUAUUGCAAAUGUAUAAAUUGGAGAGUGUAAAUAAGUGUUAGCGUUUAUAUUGUGCUGGUAAUCAAAGAAAUUUCUUGUAGUCGGUAGAGUGUCUUUGGAUCAGGUAGUUAGUGCCAUUUUCUUUUUGAGAGAAAAUGUACAACAGUAAUAAAAAAAUUUAUAAGAAGAACGAAAAUGAAAUAUCAGAUUCCGUGAAAAAAAGAUUGCAAAAUCUUCUUAAUGAUGGACGAAAUGCAUCGGUUCAUACAGAUUCAUUGGAUAUUGACUUACCAUCCUUUUACGAUCCGGAAAGGUUUCGUUUAGGCCAACAAGCUUUUUACAAUAACGUCUUUACGAUGAUGAUCGCUAAGUUGUCAGGAUUACUAACUCUUUUCGCAGUACCUACUAUUGUUGAUGUAAUAGUAUUCACCAAACAAAGUAACAUACCGUGUACAGCAUUUCAAAGAUAUGUUUCAACUAUAUUUCAUACAUUUGUGUGGUACGAAAAGGAACCUGAAAAACAGAAAGAAUUUCUUCAGUCUUUAAAAAUCGUCAGGAGAAAACAUUGCGUUGCCUUUCAUAGAAGUUUCAACGCUGGCAUACGUAAAGCUUCGCAAACUGACAUGGCCUUAGCUCAGUUUGGAUUUAUUGGAUUUAUAUUGCUUGGUACCGAACAACUUGGUAUAUAUACGACUGAUGAGGAAAUGGAUGGUCUCGUACAUUUCUGGCGAGUGAUCGGCUGUGCCCUUGGAAUGGAAGACAAAUACAAUCUCUGCAUGGAAACGGUCGAAGAAACACGUGCACUUUGUUCGAAGAUUUUAGAUGAAAUAUUCUUGCCUUCAUUAGUUAAUAGUAAGAAAAUUUUCAACGAUAUGGGGCAUGUCCUUUUAAAAGGACUUUGGCCCGUUAAUCCAUACUUGGAUCCACAUGCGUUUACUGCGUUCACUCUACACUUAGCUUCGUCAGUCGCCACUAAUAAUAAUCAUUCUAUUAAUAUAGAUUAUCAAAGCAUGCCGCAAUAUAGUAAAUUCAUUUUUAACCUGCAACUAUUUGUACAUCGAUACCUGAUUGCAACCAACUAUUGGUGGUCCGUUAUAUUUCGCAAGUUCUUCAACAGUCAAAUGCGAUUGGCUAUAUAUUUAACCGAACACUUUCCGUUUCUUGCUUAUUGGUCAUUCGGCGUAAAACAAUCGCACGUUAACAUAUAUCGAUAUAACGUCAAAUGAAUGUGUAAAUUAAAAAGAAAAAAAAAUAAUUAACUGUCAUUAUGUAAAAGAUAUCAUCGAAUAUUUAAUCAUAAGAGAACCCAAUCGACUUUGAAAGGCUACGCAAGCAAAAGUAAUAAAAGACAGAAGGAGAAGAAAAAGAAGAAGAAAGAGAGAAAAGAGCUUGUAUACAAGCAACGUUUUACGUUGACAAGAUACGUUUUACGUUGACAUUCUACCAGAAGCAUUUAAAGUUCCUUUCCUUAUUGCAUAUCGUAAUUUCGAAAGAACCUAAUUUCUUUUCGCAAUUCUAUUAAUUCAGUAAGUACUCCUAUAUCUAACACGACCUUCGAUCAUUUUGUCGAACAUUUAACUAUGACGUCACUACACCUAUGUAUCUGUCCAUUUUCUUUUAACAGUUUUUUUGUUAAUUUCACCGGGACGAGUGAUACGUCAUAUCACAUCGUGAGUAAAAUUUGUAAACGAGACUUUUUUCUGUUCCUUUUUUUUUUUUUUUUUUCUUUUUUUUAAUUCUUCUUCACGAGAGAUAAACUGCCGUCUUACGGAGAUCGAUCGAAGGAAAACAAACUCGCAUGACCGAUAAAAAUAUCCGAAGAGUCUAGCGCUUUUGUUUUGUCAAGGUAAUUCCUAACGAUAUUAUACAAAAGUUUUUAAUACGAGUAAAUUUAGCUUGAAAAAUAUUCUGUACCCAAAAAUGGUUUAUGGUCCUUAUAUAUCAUUUUUAAUAACGUU
Messenger RNA from Vespula pensylvanica (western yellowjacket), 2177 nucleotides. RefSeq lists its product as uncharacterized. NCBI's taxonomy places the organism in Eukaryota, Metazoa, Arthropoda, Insecta, Hymenoptera, Vespidae. The record is from RefSeq and is a predicted model, not a curated record. Bases 375 to 1445 code for a protein of 356 amino acids. Gene Ontology annotation, molecular function: oxidoreductase activity. The transcript has 6 exons.